Messenger RNA from Brettanomyces nanus, 1161 nucleotides. RefSeq lists its product as uncharacterized. The transcript has a single exon. Lineage: Eukaryota; Fungi; Ascomycota; Pichiomycetes; Pichiales; Pichiaceae. Gene Ontology annotation, cellular component: mitochondrial inner membrane. Gene Ontology annotation, biological process: mitochondrial magnesium ion transmembrane transport. Gene Ontology annotation, molecular function: magnesium ion transmembrane transporter activity. Bases 1 to 1161 code for a protein of 386 amino acids. The record is from RefSeq and is a predicted model, not a curated record.
AUGUUUGGAUGUUCUCUGAGGUCGUGUGCACUUGGGUUGGCUCGUGCACUUAGGCCGGCUCUUGGGUCGUCUCUUCGGUUGGCUCCUGCACUUAGGCCGACCCACUCUCUAUCAGAUGCAGACAUAGACUCGUUCAUUCUGGAGAAAAACCUUCUUCCAAGAAUUACAGCCGCUUCUCAAGGUGGUAACAUUGCCAAGAGUGGUCUCAGAUGUAUUGUAUUCGAUCAUCAAGGCCAUUUCCAGAAAAUUCCUUCCGUUGAAGAGCGUGUUCAGCUAAUGAACAGUCGUGAUUUGCUUCCACGUGAUUUGCGGAAGAUCGAUAAAGGCUACGACGAUAUAGUACCAUCUAUUUUGAUUCGAGAAAACUCUAUUCUUCUCAGUAUUUUACAUAUACGGGCCCUAAUAAAGGCUGAUAGUGUGGUUCUCUUCAACUACGAUGGCUCCUAUUCCAAUAAAGAGUUCAUCAAAAGCCUGUCAGAGAAGCUUCGCAACGAUUCUCACGAUAAACUUCACUACGAGGUCCGUGCAUUGGAGGCCAUCUUCAUUGAUGCGUUGGAUAACUUGAACUCGGAAAUGAGAGUUCAUGUGAGCAUCGUCAAUGGAAUCCUCAAAGAAUUGGAAGACGAGGUGGAUUUGGCCAAGUUAAAGUAUCUCUUGAUGGUUUCCAAGAGACUCCAGCAAUUCCAACAGAAGGCGACUUUAAUCCGUGAUCUAAUCGAUGAGUUGCUCGAUCAGGAUGAUGAAUUGGCAGAGUUGUACCUCACUGAAAAAAUGGAGGGAUUACCUCGUUCUACGCAUGACCAUCAAGAGGUCGAGCUCUUGCUUGAAUCAUAUUCUUUGCACUGUGAUGCCAUUGUUCAGACUGUGGAGAAUUCCAUCAGUGAUGUGAAAACUACUGAGGAAAUCAUCAAUAUUAUUCUUGAUUCAAACAGAAACGAUCUCAUGCUACUGGGCUUACGCUUUAGUGCUGGUCUAAUGAGCUUUGGUAGUAUACUCUUCCCUGCUGCUGUUUACGGUAUGAAUUUGCAGAACUUCUUCGAACAGAAUAGCCUGCUUUUUUCUCUAGUCAUAGCUUCUUCUUGCUUAGGUGCUUUCCUUCUCUUUAGAGGUGCCAUAAAGAAGUUGACAAGACUAAAGAAAAUUCAGAUAAUGAAGCCUUGA